This is a messenger RNA of Mauremys reevesii (Reeves's turtle), 3483 nucleotides long. RefSeq names its product protein DDI1 homolog 2. The record is from RefSeq and is a predicted model, not a curated record. Gene Ontology annotation, biological process: proteolysis. Gene Ontology annotation, molecular function: protein binding; aspartic-type endopeptidase activity. Bases 85 to 3222 code for a protein of 1045 amino acids. NCBI's taxonomy places the organism in Eukaryota, Metazoa, Chordata, Testudines, Geoemydidae. The transcript is spliced from 9 exons.
GACAGCGGGCGCGGCGCUUGGCGGCGGCGGCGGGCGGCGGCGCUGCUGGUGGCGGAGCCCGGUCUGGCCCGGCCCGGCCCGGCCAUGCUGCUCACCGUGUUCUGCCUGCGCCGGGACCGCUCCGAGCUCACCUUCUCCCUGCAGGUGGACGCCGACUUCGAGCUGCAGAACUUCCGGGCGCUCUGCGAGCUGGAGUCCGGCAUCCCCGCGGCCGAGAGCCAGAUUGUCUAUGCAGAGAGGCCUCUAACUGACAACCACAGAUCAUUGGCCUCAUAUGGCUUGAAAGAUGGGGAUGUGGUGAUUUUACGGCAAAAGGAGAACACAGAGCCACGGCCUCCAGUCCAGUUUCCAGGUCUGCCCAGGAUAGACUUCAGCAGCAUUACAGUGCCUGGGACGUCAGCCCAGCAGCAGCAGCAACCAGUGCAGCAUCUUCGCCCAUCACCUCCGGAUACACCUUCAUCCCCUCAGGGCUUGGACAAUCCAGCACUGUUACGGGACAUGUUGCUUGCCAAUCCCCACGAGCUGUCCCUGCUGAAAGAACGCAAUCCACCCCUGGCUGAGGCACUGCUCAGUGGAGACCUUGAGAAAUUUACCAGAGUGCUGGUGGAGCAGCAACAGGACCGAGCCCGCCGGGAGCAGGAGAGAAUCCGUCUGUUUUCAGCUGACCCUUUUGAUCUUGAGGCUCAGGCAAAGAUAGAAGAGGACAUAAGGCAACAAAAUAUUGAAGAGAACAUGACAAUAGCUAUGGAAGAGGCCCCAGAGAGCUUUGGCCAGGUGGUGAUGCUCUAUAUUAACUGCAAAGUCAAUGGACAUCCUGUGAAAGCCUUUGUUGACUCAGGUGCCCAGAUGACCAUUAUGAGCCAAGCUUGUGCUGAAAGGUGUAACAUCAUGAGACUGGUGGACCGGCGCUGGGCAGGCAUUGCUAAGGGUGUGGGCACACAGAAAAUCAUUGGCAGAGUGCACCUAGCUCAGGUUCAGAUUGAAGGGGAUUUUCUGCCGUGUUCUUUCUCUAUCCUUGAAGAACAGCCCAUGGAUAUGCUUCUAGGACUGGAUAUGCUUAAGAGACAUCAGUGUUCCAUUGAUCUCAAAAAGAAUGUACUAGUGAUUGGUACCACGGGAUCUCAGACAACUUUCCUUCCAGAAGGGGAGCUCCCAGAGUGUGCAAGACUGGCAUAUGGGCCAGGGCGGGAGGACAUGCGGCCGGAGGAGAUUGCAGACCAAGAACUGGCAGAAGCUCUACAGAAAUCUGUAGAGGAAGCAGAGAAUAGUGAUAAAGAAACUACCUCACUGGAAAUGCCAUCUUUACCAUCUUCUGAUGGAUUUAAGAGUCCAGUCCAUUCUUCAGGACUAAGUUCCAAGAUCUGUAAUCCCACAAAUCAAUUACUUGAUCACUCCAUCUCCGCCCCUGCUUCAAUUUGCUCACACAAAUCUAGUCUAGCAGAGAUAAUUGAUCCUACAGCUGUGAAGUCUUUGGAGUCACCAGCUGAAUGUCAGCUAGCUCCAGACCCUCUUCUGUUACAGAAUCUUUCUGAUCAUGCUGCUCGUUCAGCACACAAUGACCAUGCUAUCCAGACUGGAGCAGUAGACUGUCAUAGUCCAACUAUACCUUCACAGAAUACACUUGAAAAAACAGUCGCCGCUGACCAUCUAAUGAAAUAUAAUGCUAAAGAACAAGCCCAUGGUUUGGAAUCUCCUAUGGAAGUGACAAGAGAAGGCAGUUUGUCUGAUGCCACCAGCAGGAAUGGGCAGCAGGCGGUUCUAGAUGUACCAUUGCCUUCAGAACAGCUGGAUCCGAACCAAAUGAAUGAGUUUCCUUUGGAUCUUCAGACAUACAAAGAACCAGUGAGUGAACAAUGUCUGGAUAAACGGAAUGAACCAACUGAGCCAGAACAUCCUUGUAAUGUCAGUGCCCUUGAGUUACCUGCUGUGGGGGAGCAAGGCCUUACAAACAUCCAUCCAGAAUCACCCAUUGACUCUCUUACUGAGAGAAGAGAAGGUGGGCUGGAGAAUAUAGAGCUUUUGUGUGGGAAAGAAAAUAUCCCAAUGUCUGCAUCCUGUGGCUGUUCACAUACAGAAACCUUCAUGGAAACAGAUGUAGCUGAGCAGUCUGUCGUCACAGUGCAUAGCUUGUCAUGCAAACAGAACGCUCAAGCGAAGAAUAUUGGUGGAUCUGUUCUGAACUUAGAUUGUUCUUUGAUGCAGAUGGAGUCAUCAAAGCAUGACCCCUCUGUGUCUGUAUUUUCAAGUAACCCGGUUUCCACUAGUGAUUUACUGCAGCCUGACACCAAUGUUGAAAUGACUGCAAUAUGUACUGAGUUACAUAAUUUAUCAGCUGAAAAUAGCUCUUCCUCCUCUGACAUUCAUCAGCUGAACGGUGAUACAGCAGCAUCCACUGAAGAGCCGAGUUUAUCUUUAACAGCAGCGUUGAAGGAGCUUCAUGAACUUUUGGUUAUAAAUAGUAAAGGAGAUUCUGUCAUUUUUAUGUCUGAAGAAGACACAGGUCAGCCAGAAACUGUUCUUGAAGAGCAAAUGGAAUGCAAGGAGCUUUCUGAUGAUGAUCAUGAAAGUGUGGAUCCAGAGAGUGGGGAUCUAAAUAGUUCCUUUCAUAUGGUGAUGCCUGAACAUGUGAACCCUGAGGGGCUAGCAGGGGCACUAUCUUAUGCUAUGGGAAUAGAAAAUGCUAGCAUCAAGAUUUUAACUAGCAGCCAGUCAACUGUUGAAAAAGAUGCUCUAGAGAUACAGAAGUCAUCAAGUAAGAGUAAUUCUGUCAUUCUGAGCUCAGUUGCAACAUUUGAUCAACUACAGAGUACUGAGCAGGCAGAAAUUUUACCUGAAUGUUUAGUAAACGACCAAGUUCCAGCCAGUCAGUCUUUAGAGCUGAAUAGAUCACGUUCACCUGAGCUCACGGUGGAGGAUGAUGUUCCUCAUGAUGCUCAGAGCCUGUUAACAGCAGUGUCUGAAAGAACUGACAGUUCCUCAAAUCCUGAAGAUCCAAGGCCACCAUGUGGACUUGUUGAGCCAUUGCUCUGCCCACCAAUCAGCAAUCUGGAAGUGCACUCCAGAGCUCCUCUGCUGCCCGUUUUCCCUGCGGCAGACAUUAACCAGAUUCUGUGCGCUGGCUUUACCAUGCGGGAAGCUCUUGAAGCUUUGGAGCAAGCUGGCGGAAAUGCAAACCUUGCUCUUCUCUUUUUAUUAGCCAAGAAUAUUGUAGUUCCUACGUGACCAUGGAAAAGAUGGCCUGGCUGCUCCAUCCUCCUUUUAAAGAACGUAUCUAAAUUAUAUAGAAUAACCUGCAAGCCGAAUGUUGUCAGAUUUUUAAAAAAAAAAUUAUUUUCAGCCAAAGUAAUUUAUGAUCUCUUCUGUGUGUCAUGCGUUAAAUUUGGGCCUUUUAAAAGAAAAGUCUUGGCAUUGUGUAAACACAUUAGCUUUGAAUUUUCCUUGAGAUGGUGCAUACUGGAAUAAAAUUGUUUUUAUUUAAUUGUA